UGUCAUGUCAACUUCGACAGACUUUAGAGUGAUAAUUUAUUUACCACGCCUCCUGUUUGGAGGCAGAUGAACUUUGACACGGAACUUCCAACGACGCAACUCUACCGAGUAGGAUUCAUUUCCGGAAAAGGUCACGUGACUUGCAUCUCUAGCGGGGUACUGAUAUCCCCAUUACUUUGUGAACUGGUCUAGGUGCUGUCUUUUUUGGCCUUCAAAAUUACAUCUUUUAAUUUUCUCAGUAUCUAGGAGUUCAGGGAGGAGAGGAACGACUCAAUUUUUAACAUGGAGCCAGAAUUCGAUGGAUAUAUGGAGGAGGAAGAAGAGUGGGACAGGGAAGGAUUACUCGACCCGGCAUGGGAAAAGCAACAGAAAAAGGUCAGUCUUGUUCAACAAAUUUCUUAUCACUUAAGGUUAAUGAAACUAAAAUUAUGGUCAAAAUUAAGACGGGCCAAAUGUAGUUACAGCCCAUUUGUGACCAAUGUAAUUGUUAAUGAUUUAGUCAAUUAAAACUGUGUUAAACCUACUCGAAUCGUAAACAUCCAUGGCAGUCGCCAUUACGCUAGUGGGUUUGAUUGCACACCUAAUAUGGAUGAGGCACUCCGAGGGGCGGGGCUUGUUGGUAUCUAUAAGCGUAUAGGCAUACAACUUGUGAUUUUAGAAAAGAAUCGAUGAAAAAUAUCACCAUCCUUAACCAUUCAACAUGCAAUUUAAACAUUAUUUCAUCCCGCUUAUAUUAAUAAACAAUUCUGUUUUCAAAUGUAUCAUUACCAGGCAUAGAAUUACUACUUAUUUACAACUAUAACAACACUAUACUUGUACUUAACACUACAUAGAUUUAUAUUAAUACUAAUAUAUAUUAUCUAUACAGGUUCUUUAUUAGUAUACUAUUACUAUUAGUAUUUCGGCAACGGACUACGUUCUAUAUUUUAAAGUUCAAUUCAAUUGGCAUUUAAAAUUAUAAUAUAAGGCCUAUCAUUCACAAUUAUUUAAGGAGUAGCUUUUUACUUUAUUUUUAGGGCUGGGGAGAUAGGUUAGUCCCAGACUCAACGUGAGCAUUUAUGUGUGGUUAGACCCACAAUAGUUAAGUUAGUUCUAGGUAUCUGGCGUUCAGUUACCUAAUUAAAUCUGUUUCAAAUUAGUUUAAUUAGUGAAGGCUCUAAUAAAGUUCAAGAUUGAGGCCUAGGCUGUAAAGUUACACAAGAAAUCACUUUGAGCCUAGUUUAAUAGUUAAUAGUAAUCCAUCAUUACAAUUAAUUGUAGGCAUACACCAUAACUAACAGUACUAUCUAGUACUGAUUGUUUAUCAAUAGACUUCAUCACCAUACUUGAUGCACUCACAUAAUCUGAUGUAAUUGUUGAUCAACCUGUUUUAAAACAACCUACGCCUACUCAGGCCUACUCUCUUAUUAUUUUAAUAAAAAUAGGCAUGUCAUGGUUGACAAAAGUGAUAAUUGAAUUGACAUUCCUGGCCUGAUUCAUUGAUUUUUUUAGUGGAGUCAGAGCUCAAAAGGUGGUCUUUAGUGUUAGGAUUCAAUUUUUAAAAUUUAUAUUAGGCAUUUGCCUUUAAGCCAUGGUCAUAUAGUAUAGGCCUAUGCCUUUAAACCAUAUUGGCUUAGGCUUAAUGAUAAAAUUAUAUCCCUAGUUAUAAUUGCAAAUAAGGCUUCUUAAUAAAGGUGUUAAGCCUAGAUUUUACUUAGGUCUAUUUUUUUUUUGAUAAGGUGGAUCUAAAAUUGAAUGUUAAUAAUAAAAUAGUUCUAAUAACUAUGCAGCUGGGGUAGAAUAAGUUCUAAUUAUGCAGCUGGGGUAGAAUAAGAAAUAAUACCGAUGAAAGAUUGUAGGGCUUUAAGUAUAAUGAUUAAUAAACUUACUCCAAUUUGUAAAGUUAUUUCCUGGUAUUUGACAUUACACUAUUUACAUUCCUGGAUGAUCCCUCUCCUCUUUAUGCCCCAAUUUAAAGUGAGCUUUGAUUAUCAGCAGAUUCUUCUUAACUUAUACAAGCCUAUACAAAUUGGUUAGCUAUUAUUGGUUUAUUUAGUUAAAAGUCAUUUUUGUUUUUCCAUAUUUUGAUUAGUAAACUACUACUAGUCGUAAAAAUCCUUCUAUGUAGGUUGAAUGGAAUUAUUUUUCUUUAACUUUGUAUUUGUAUAUCUUUAAGUUUUUGCAUUAUAUUUACUUUUUAUGCUCACAACAGGUGCAAAAUUUGGUUUUCAUGAUUUUUUUGUAGGUUUGUCAGGUUAGAGUUAUGUGGACUAUUAAUAUUAUUUAAAAGUUGAAGGCCCAAAUUUUAUGUUGCAAAGAUACUCUUAAAUUUAAUAUUUACUAAAGACUCUUUGGAAUUAUUUAAGCUUUAUUUGAAAAUAUUUAUAUAUGGAAAUUUAAAUACAAUAUUUUUAGAGAAAAGAGUCCAAUUAGUUAUAUUUUAAAAAAUGUAAGUUUUAUCCCAAUAGUUUCGUUACGAUUUCUCUACUUGACUGGUCUGUGGUCUACUUACUGGUUCCCAUCCGUUUCCAAUUUACGGAUACUUGACGUGUCUAAAUAGCUGCUCUAGUCUGAUUAGUGAAAUGUGCCUUUUAGAAUUAAUUUCCUUGGGGGAACCCCAAAGGUCUACCAUAUGUCUUAGAAGAUAUUAAAGUUUCCUGUAGUAUCUGGGAACCCUGAAAAGGGGUUGGGAACCUCUCCUCUAAUGCAAACUAUCUGGUAGCAACUGCCUGAUAGGUGUUUGUAUUUUGUUAGUUCUGUACUUCAAUAUCAAAUUCUGCUUGUUUUCUGUGCUUCACUUUGUUGUGAAAGAAAGAGCAUGAACUGUAAUUAAAAUGACAGAAUAAAAUCAGUAAAAUGUUUGAUUAGUUACAUAUAACAAAAAUAGGGGAAAUCAUUAUAUGUCAAAGUUCAAAAAAAAAAUUAUUCAAAGUUUCUCCAUAUAAAAUACACAUUUAUAAUACAUUUCAUAUUUUAAUGAAUACCCACAUAUAUAUAUAUAUAUGCCAGCUUAACAUAAAUUGAAAUGGAAUUUCUGAUAUUAAUUAAUGAUUAGUUCAAUAUAUUAUUUAUUUUAGAAUAAGAAUUGUAGGACAUGGCUAUUGAACAAAAAUACUUGCUAACGUAGCAGAUCUGUAGUCAAGAUGGAUCUGCACAAAAAGACAAAAAGUGAUAACAAUUGGUUCAGUGCCAGGUAUUUAGUCUGAGAAAGCUCUUGCCGGGCGAAUACGCAGUAAAUGGCACAUGUGUAAACGUGGUGUUUUGCCGGUAGAUGUUCUUUUGCUACGUGUGGCUGUAGAAGCUAUUUGUACAUGAUGCUCAUUUAUUAUAAAUUAUGGUCAUGACAUGUACACUGUACAGUUAUUGAUGGCUGCUGUUCCUCAAGUUUUAAUCCCAAUUACUUUUUCCCCCUAAGUACCCUUGCGGCUAUAGGAAAUGUAACCAAUGGACAUGCAUGCUGCAAUAUUGUAAAAUUAAUUUGUUUCCGAGAUAGAGCCAUCGCCGCGUAUUGUUUACCUGUGUCCCGUGACCGAGAUGGUGAAGCGUGUAAUGGUAUUCCCUGGGGCCCAGCUGUUCAUGUCAGUCAGUCGUAUGCGAAAUUUAAAAAAAAAACAAUAAAUUGACCAACUGGUAGGAAUUUAGAAGAAUUUUUUAAAAAAUUAAAUGGCUUAAUAAAGUAUAGUCAAUAACUUAUUAAUGAUUGUUUGCAAGAUUAACCGUGUUUCGUUUUAUACGUUUUAUGAACAGCAUGCAAAGACAUUUUAAGCUCCUGUUAUCUGCUACCUUUUCAAGCAAGUUAUAUUCCCUACCUACGCUAUCGCAUUCCCUGGGCGCGUCUCGGGAGUAUGUCAAGCACGUCAUGUUUCGGCCGCAGAACGGUAUUUUAGUAUUGAGCAUUGGCUUGGGUGGGGACUUGUCAAAAAUAAAUGUUGAACUGGUGGCCCUGUCACUGUCAUUGUUUGACAUCGGCGCGGCGCACUAAAUCGGGGUGUUUGAUUAUGUUUAACAGACUUAAUUAAAGUAUGUGCUAAGGCAGAAGUUGCGAACCCCCAAACAUAACUAUCUACCAUUCCACCCCCAACCCCCCCCCCCCCCCCCCCCCCCCCCCCCCCCCCCCACUUUUCCCCCCAAUUCGGCUUGGGGGAUAGCUAUGCAUUUAUUCAUACUUGGCGCUAAAAUUUACAUUAUAAUCCUUUGUUUGAUUGUUAGUGCUGAUCACGGCUUUAUUUGUUCAUUAGAUGAUAAACGUCGACGUUAUAAUUAUAGUUAUAUUGGACUUGCCCAGAGAAUACCUUUACUAAAUGCCGACUGGUUCCGAAGAACUCCAAAAAGUGUCACCCAGGUAGCGGCACCCUCCCCACCUUACAUCACAGCAUUUGUUGAUUUAUUUAGUGUUAUGUUCAGCAUAGUUUUGUUAAAAAAAUAAAUUUUAAAAAAAAUUUGGAAAGUACUGUUUCAUAUCAAGGUAAUCUUCCGGUGCCUACAGCCAGUUCACAUAUUCACCAGGUGUAAAAGUCAAACAAUGUUGCACACGUGAUUUCGGUUGUGGCGAAAUUUCGAUAAGUGCACCCAUUGUGAUCUGCUCUGUGGGUGAAUGUGCCACCACCCGCCCAGUUUAAACGUGUGUGCGAACUUAAGAAACUUAAGAGUUCCGAUGCUAAAAUGACGCCGGUGUACUUACUGAUAAUGGCAUUGCAUGUAGAUGAGUCACGCAUGUUUAUUUUACGCUGGGUUUGCUUUCCACUGCUAAUAAUAGAGUUCAUUUCGAAUUUAUGUCAAUCUGUCCUUUUAAAGCACCAUGUUGACGGUAUUUAAAAGUGUUUCAAUUCUUGUAUAAUUUAAAGGGUGGCUGGUGCGCAAAGCAGCCUCUACUUGUAGUAUGCUACAGCAGGGGUCCAUUAAUCUCUUAUGUUGUGGACAAGGUGUCCAUUUCCUUUAUAAGAAGGGUUCCGUGGCCCUUACGUGCAGUGAUUAUUUCAGAAAUUCUCUCCUCCCCCCCGACUUUUUCGAGGGGGGGGGGGCAGUGCCAGUUGAUUUAUUGUUGGACAUAUUUUUGCCCCGGGGCACUUGCCCCCCCCCCCCCCCCCCCCCCCCCCGCCCGAGAUAAAGCUGAAAGAAACCCUGCUCACGUGUCCGACCCAGGGUCCCUGGAACAAAAGAGGGCUAAGAGCCGUGAUACUUAAGUCUUAGUCUAUCAAAGCUUUCCCCAAAUGGUGGUCAGCGGACCGGAACCAGUCAGCGAGUCUUACGUUGCCGCUCCGCACAACAUGAAUGUUUAUUAUUAAAUUGAAAUUUAAGUAUAAUGCGUAAAUCUUCACCGGUCCCUGGGCCUGAUGCAAUGUCGAAACUCGUUCACCGGUCCGCGAAACUUUAAAUUUUGGGAAGUCUGGCUUAUAGUAUUCCCCAUAUAAUUUAGCGAUUGACGUAAUUAAUUCGAAUCAUUUAGCAGUUUCAAUGCUCCCAUACAGGAUAGAGGAUCCUUUUAAAAAGCUGCACCUUAGUGCGUUCCUAAAAGUAAUUGUGAGUAAAGUAGCUGAUGGCCGGCUUGUAUAUUGUUUGUUGCCGCCCCCCUCCCCCACCACUCAAUUUUUUUUCUUUGCAAAGGAUGAUUCAUCGUUAUGACUAUGACGGCACCAACUUUAGUCAGGCUAUAUAAGAGGUUUGUCCCCGGAUCAUGCCUUUAUUUGGGAAACCUUGGUAGUUAGUCACACCAUAAUGUAGUCAAGCGUGUAGGCCGCAAGAUGGUCUGUUGUCAGCUUGUAAUGAACACGGCUGCGUACGUAAACGGUGUUCAUACGGCCUGACCUAAAUAUUCCUACAUGGUUGACCUGCAUUCAUGUUGUAAUUGUUGCCGCCAGUGUCCUUGUUUUAUAUAGCUGUAACCGGGUGCUUUGAAACUGUGCAAGUGGUCGGCCGAGAAAGUUCUCUUGGCUUGGGGGAUUGGUGUGGUAGGGUACCAGCUUAUCGGCUGAGUUCAAGUGUGAGUGUGUUGUUUACUGACAAUGCCAUAACUUUAUUUAAAAAAUGGUUUAACACUAAAUUGAGCAACGGGCUCUCUGUCCCAGAAUAUAUUUAUAUUUUAAAUGAAAGACAAUGUGCACAUAAAGAAUAGACCUAAAUAACGAUAUAAAUAAUGUGAAAAAAAUAAUUAUCACGAGGUUUUAAGUCUUAGAAAAGGCCUGCACAAUAUGUGGCCCGCCGGUACCCACUUGGCGGCCCGCGAAAUAAAGAAAAAGUCUUUAUUAAUAUUAUUUUUUAAUUAGCUUUCGCCCCUGUCCUAUCAUCUUUCGCCCCGUACAAGUUUUUCAUAAAGCCUUACAUUUUGAGUUGUGCAGGCCUGUCUUAGAGGCUUCAGUUCGAAACUUAGUUUUUAGAAUGAAAUCAUUCGCUCCUGUAUGAAGAAGUAGUACAGUCAUUAGCCCGAAAUGGUUUUGUAAUUAAAUGUAAUACUAUAGCUAUCAGACUGGAUUAAUUGGAGCUACCGGAGAAAUGUACUUUUAAAUGUCACUUUAAUAUUGUUAAAUUAGCGGCCGACUUGUUUGUUAAUAUUCCACUAUAAGGCUUACUUUGUUUAACGCUCUUCUCCGAGUUUAUAUUUUCCUGCGUAAUAGGUAAUUUUAAGCUAUUUAAAAGUAUUCAAAGGGGAAAUCGAUGAAUCCAGUGAUUCAUACAUUUUUCAUUCUGCUACUUGUUGAUAGUGAAGGAUGCACAUUUGAUUGCCAGAGCAGAAUGACUCACAUUUUUUUUUAUUAGUCAAACGUUUUAUGUCAGAAUGGUUGACUAUUAAGUCUGUGGAUACGCUAACCCGUUAUCGAUUAGUUUAGUCACAUUUCUGUAUGGGCACUUCCAGGAAAAAAAGUAAAAAUCAACACAGUUCAACUUUGGACUUCUGUGUUAAAUUAGCUUUAACAGUUUAUGUAUACACACACACACACACACACACACAUAUAUAUAUAUAUAUAUAUAUAUAUAUAUAUAUAUAUAUAUAUGUGUGUGUGUGUGUGUAUACAUAUAUAUAUAUGAAAUGAAGAAAAAAUCAUGUUGCCAAAGCAAGUUCACACAUGCGUACAUACUUUAUUUCUCUGUUAUUUUUUUUUAUGGGAACGUUUAUGUAUAGAAUGGUCUAAUGGGGUCACAAAGCUAACGGGCGAAGUGUCGACACACUUGUUGUCUGGAUGAGCUUAAAUACUUUCUUAAUCCUUUUUAACAAGUAUCUAAACAUCGUUGGAAUGCCACUUUAUCAUAUGAGUACAAAUAAGGCCAUCAUCAUGACCUUAAUUCGCGCCCUCCUCUGUUUCCCUUCUCCGCGUUAAUACCCCCCCCCCCUUUUUUCCGUGACGCCACGGACAGUGAGUGAGUCAUCGGUUCCCAAAUAGCCCGGUUGGCGUCCUACAAUCAAUACAUUUCCUUCCUAUAACAAUAACAACGAGCUUCAUUGUUUUUGUUUUCUGUGUUGACCUGAACAUAUAUAGUUUUUAUCUACGUCUUUAAAAAAAAAAAUUAAAAAAUGUCUCUAAUCUUUGGUAUCAAAUUCACCAUGGCCAUUGGUGAACGGUGCUAGCAUGGUUAUUGGCCUAGGUAUUUUCUUCUGCUUGUUCUCUUUCGUUUAUGGAUUACAUUUUUCUCCCCUCUCAUAUUUCCUUAAAUUCUUAAAAAGCAUACUAUAUUUAUUAAGGGCCCCCUUCUUUUUGUCCCACCUCUUGUACCAGGCAUGUUAAUCAUUUUAAGUUUUCUAAAAAAAAAAAGAAAAGAAAAUGAUAUUUUAACCUUGCGACAUUUUCAUUUGAUGUGUCUUAUUUUAAAGUUGAUAUUAUUGUGCAUGGUUAUAAGGCUUAGAUUGCUAUUUGACAUGUUAAUUUUAACAUUUUGUGAUUGUCUUUCAGACGUUUACAGCAUGGUGCAACUCUCACUUACGAAAAACGGGCCCACAAAAUCAAAUAGAGAAUAUAGAGGAGGAUUUUCGAAACGGACUCAAACUUAUGUUAUUGUUAGAAGUCAUCUCCGGGGAACAUUUACCCAAGCCGGACAGAGGCAAGAUGCGCUUCCACAAAAUAGCCAACGUCAACAAAGCUUUAGACUUCAUAGCCUCAAAAGGCGUCAAAUUGGUCUCUAUAGGAGCCGAAGGUAAGGGCCUUUUCCUUUAAACAUUCCUGCAUCAAUACUUCUUCUUCUUUAUUUUGAGGGCCCACGAUCAAUGAAUUGAUCAUUCUGGCUCCUAUGUUUCAGAGGGGUUUGCAAUGUUACUGUGCAUGGGUUUCAAGGGGAUACUUAACUGGUUGCAAGGGCUACUCAGCAGUAGUGUUACGAACUGGGGUUUGGAAUACAGGAGGCAAUAGACACAAAUGUGUCGAGUGUAGGCGCCUCAACUGUUGCUUUUGGAAACUUGUUCCAGUCCCCUAUUGUCUUCGGCAGGAAUAAGGAGCUCCUGUUCUUUGUUCUUGUUUUUACCAGCCAGAACUGUCUGUUGUUGGCCUCAUCGCUGUCUAGGGGAAAGAUGAACGAGUUUCUAUUUCAAAAUAGUAUUUGAUUCCGGAGCAGUGGACCAGCCCAUUUUUGAUCUUGUACAAUAUGUUGAGCCUGGAUAGUCGUCGUACUUCCAAUGUUGACCAGCCCGGUGUUUUUAACAUGCUGCCCACACUUGAGGUGUUUCUGUAGCGGUUCAUGACAAAGCGUGCUGCCCGUCGCUGGACCGCCUCCAACCUGUCAAUGCUUUUCUGGGUAAAUGGGUCUCAGACUGUAGUAGCGUACUCUAAAAGAGGCCGGACAAAGGCUUUAUAGGCCUUUUCUUUCACGCUUGAGUUGCUGAUCUUCAGAUUGCAUCUAGGAACCACAGGGUCUGGUUUGCCCGGUUGCACACACUAUUAAUGUGCUCGUCCCAGCGGACCUCUCUUUGAAUGGUAACACCCAGUUACUUUACGGAGGAAACUGGCUCAAGAAUAUGGCCAUGCAGUUCGUAAGAGUGGUUUAGAGGGGAUCUGCUUCUGGAGACUGACAGGGUCUGGCACUUGACGGGAUGAAAUUCCAUGUCCCAGCUCAUCUCCCACUCAGCUAACCGAUUGAGGUCUUGUUGGAGCUGGCUCUGGUCAGAGCUGUUGAGGAAUGUCCUACUUUUGGUUUUGCAUGAUGCUGUUUUGUCUGAUAUAAGAUAACAACUCGUUCUCUGGUUAUAAUGUCAUAAAUGGUUGCACGAGUGUUUAAAACACAUAUCUAAUAUUACAUCAACAAGAUAAAACGCUGGCAGGGUUAUAGUCCUUAGUUGAUAUGAGGGUUGGUCAAGGUGGAAUUUUUUUUUUUUUUUUUUAAUAGUAUUUGCUGUGGUUCUAAGAGCAGUUGAUACAUCAAACACACAGAGAUACAUUCACAGGGGAAUUUGUGUUUUCCUGUUUUCACAAGGGUCACUUGCUAAGUCAGGAGUAGUGAUUCCCUCUCUGGUUAGUCACCACUUGACACCCGAGCUCUUGAGUUAAUUAUUAUUUUUUUUGUUGUUGCUGUUGUUUGGUGACCUGGAUAGGUCGAAUACAAAUGGCUGAAAUUGAAAGCAUGCGGCAUGCAAUAUUUAUCUGGCCAUUAAACUGUAAUGCAUCCCACUCGUUGUUCGCCAGCUGCUGCGGUGUGUAGCAUCUUUAGGGUUGCCACAUUCAGGCACCACCGACCUUUUUAUUUUAAAAGUUUCGUGUUAAAAAUUUUAACCCUUGGAAUGCACCACACCAAUGACGUGGCCAUGAUUGACCUUUGGAUAAAUCUGCCAGCCUGUAGACGUAUCUUUGGUGUAAAUGAUAGUUUUCAAGAAUAACUGUUUGCAAUCUCCCCCCCCCCCCCCCCCCCCCCCACCCUCUAACAAUAAUUUCCACCAAUGUUCCCUCUAAGGUUUGUUGGUUCUUUUGCAAAAUCAUAAAGUUGUGUGAAAAUUUUUACAGCAUCAAUUUUUUUGUGGGCAAAAUUUUCAGACUACAGACACAAACAAACACUUAAGUGGAAAUUAGCUGCGCGGUACUCAAAACUGCUGCGCGGUGUCUGUGAGAUUGCUUCGCAGCCGCGCAGCUUUAAGGGAACAUUGCUUUCCAUCCCUUCCCAAUUAAAAGCCAUAUCUAUCUGCAUUCGAAUGCACACAUGGAGAUAGCAGAUGGUUCUUGAUAUAUUUCAAUUUCAGCACCCUGUAAAAUGUAACCAAUUAUUCCUAUUGAUCUUUUCAACUGGGUCAACAUACUGAUGAAUUCUCUCUCUCUCUCCCGCCCUCCCCUCCCUUCAUACCAUACAUUACACCCCCCCCCCAAGCCACCAGGAUCAACAAAGAUACUAUUAUUAGUUAACGGCAUUCAGUCAUGACCAGGUGUAAUGUCAUCAUAGCUGGUGCAUUGGCGGUUCAAUAUUAACUCCUUAUUCCCAAGGUUCUCGGUCAAUGUUUAGUUUGCCGUACGUUACAUUUUUUCGUACGCUCUUCCUCUGAUCCCGCCGCUACAAGAGGAUCAUGUCAGAUAAAAUAAGCGAAUGUUCGGUAGUAAACGAAAGCAAUUGAGCCAGUAUCCCCGAAAGCAGCUGUUGAGGCUGCCAUUGCAACAGUUCAUUAAGUGUUGACCAUUUAUGGACGUGUCACCGGUAAUCUCUUAGUAUGUCCAACAGCUUGCUCAUCCCUAUCCUUUUAUUUUAAUAUGAAACCAUGACUUUGGUAUUUACGCGUGCAAUACAUUUCGUUACGCCUGUAUGUCAUGCCACCUGGUCAAGAUUAUAUGAGAGGUGAAACUAGGCUAUCCUAAAUUUUAGACGAGGAAUUUACAGCUGGUCCAUUGAAUUUUCAUGUAAUGUGUUUCAAUCUUAAAGGACUGGCCAUAUUGGGACCGUUCUCGUAUUUAAAUACGACAGCCCAUCCUUGGAGUUUCCCUCAACACCCACUUACUACGCUAUUAUCCAAGUGGCUCACGAUAGUAAACCCAGGGCGAGAGGUCAUACAGAUGGAUAUUUUCAAUAGCAGAUUAGCAGUCCGAAAAAGGAGACAUAGGAUAGAUAAUAUGAUUCUAAAGUAAUGUCUGUCAAAUGAAUAGGUUCAGCUGCACCUAAACAUGACAUCUUAUUAACACGAGUCCAACGCUUUCACCCAAACUUCCAUUUUUUCGUGAUUCCUUUGUUGGCGAUGUGCUUCACGUCACGGUUAUUUUCCCCAAAAAGCAAUUUACUUAAUACAAUCUUACACACACACAGGUGGACCUUAAUAUUCUGUAAGGUUGGCCUCAGGGAAGCCACCUGGUGUGGUCUUAUUGUACGAGCAAUUCUGUUUUGCUUUGUUUUUCAGUGUGCUGAAGGUUGCCUUAUCUAUUAACUAUGCACUUAUUCCCGUAGCCGUACCUAAAAUUAACUGUCAGCUAGCGUCGUAAAUGUCACUUAGGAUUGGGGAGUCGGACGAAAGAUUUGUAACACCGUCCAUAAGGAAAUAUUUUAUUUAAUAGCUAUGAACCGCAACGAAAUUGUCUUACUCCGGAGCCGUAUCCCCGGAAUAUCUUGUCAUUGAAGAUAUGCAGCUUCUACAUCUUGCUGUCAUCAUCGGGUUUUAACCUUUGAUACCCUUUUAUCAUAAUCAUGCUGCAAUCCAAUUUGCAAUGACCAACAAAGCACACACAAUGCACUCUGUAAAGGAAAGGGACUAAUUGUGUUGUUGCCCGCGUGCUUGUCUGCCAGAGAUGUUUUCAAACGUACACCUGUGUACCUACCAAGCGACAACACAAGAGCGUGUACUUUCCAGGCCCCAACAAAAACGGGAUGUGCUGACAGGGGGAAGAAGACGCUGAGUGGCAACUUCUCAAGCAAUUUCGCGGAACACACUUAAUGGGGAUACACCAGAGCGUUGAUAAAUCUUUUCGUGUCAGCUGAUGGCUUACAAGUUGAGUUUAUCACAUCUGGAUCUGGCGUAUAUAUAUAUAUAUAUAUAUAUAUACACACAUACACAUAUACAUACACAUACAUACAUACACACACAUAAAUUAUGUAACAUCAAAUCUUAACUCAAAAGUAUUCAUAAUUAGAGACAGCGGAGUCUUUAAUAAAACAAAAAUACUACCACAGAAUGAGAGUUUAUCCAUUGCAAAUUAAACAGAAAGGCAGUGUAGCAUCCAGUAGUUUUUCUUACUUUUUAAAAAAAGUCGCAGAUUAAGUUGCAAGCCCACCACCCGAACCCCUCAUUGCCUGCAUGACUUUUCUGUUACAGGGAGUACAUGUCAAGUAGCAUCCACUAUCCCAACCUCCCUACCCCCCAGCUACUCACAUUUACUAGUGCAGUGGUUCUCAACCUUUCUAAUGCCGCGACCCUUUAGUACAGAUCCUCAUGUUGUGGCGACCCCCAACAACAAAAUUAUUUUCGUUGAUACUUUAUCUUUGUAGAGUAUAUUUGUUUUCAGAUGGUCUUAGGCGACCCCUUGGAAAGGGUCGUGCGACCCCCAAAGGGGUCGCGACCCACAGGUUGAGAACCGCUGUACUAGUGUAACUGCUGUAUAUUUAAAUGUUUUUUUUUAGACUACUACACAAAUAAGUCGUAACGUUGCAACUUGUCCGACUGGUUAUUUAUACUUUGAUGGGAACCAAGCCCCAUUUAUUUGUCCCAUUUCCGCACUGGUAGUAGCCGUUCUCAACAAUUUAACUCGCCCACCCGAACACUUUUUUAAAAUAUACUUCUCAAGAUAUCUUUUCUACACAGGGUCACAUUCAAUCAAUUUACUAGUUACUUGCCCAUCCCAUUCGAAGUUAAAUACGGCAUGACUUGUUCUAGUUUGAGAAUCCGUGUAUUUGUUAACAAGCGUAUCCUGGAGUUAAAGAAUGUUAUCUUAAGUGUAAGCCCACUGCCGUAAAUAGUCAGUGAAUUAUGCGCAUUCAUUCCCGUAUCGUUUUAGAUCUCACAUAGCGGAAUAGACAGAUCACACACAAAAAAACGAAAGCGCCCUCAAAUAAAGUAACACUCUGUAGGUAAAUGGAAUUUCGACCAUUGCAAUUUCCCCUUUCAAUGUAUUAAUGACACCCUAGUUAUUUUUAAUAUAAUCACAGAAUGGAUUCGUUCUCGUUGGGGCUAAGCCCAGUCAAAGAGAUCUGGCACACGGCAAAGCUGUGGGCUUUCACUGAAAUGCCUUCAUACCGAUUACGCUAAUAAAAAAAUCUCAAUGCCACAUUUAAUAUGGGAUUUAUUCAUAGGUGGUUUUUUUCCCAAUAUAUAUACUUUUUUUUUUACACGCCCCCUUUCCAGUAGAUUUGGAAUUUAUUAGAAGUAGCUGCUAAUCGCAAAACGUUGAACACAAACAUAAUUUAUUUAGAAAUAAAUUUAUGGGACACAUUUUUUUUUAAAGCCAAAGCCGGGAGAAACAUUUAAUUAUUGAUCACUUUGUUCAGAAACAAGUCACAGGUAGAAGAAGGAGGCACAUACAUUAUAAUGGUCAAAGUUUCUCGGACUGGUCAUUCGUAUUGUAUUGGUUGCCAGCUCCCGGAAAGUUCACGCAGAGCCGUGUUGUGCUAAUGUGACAAGAUCAGAAUUUGGAGAAACUGUUUUUAUAUAAAGCAGGCCUGCACAACUCAAAAUUAACGGCGGGCCGUAAUACUUUAUGAAAAUCUUGUGCGGGCCGAAAUAUUUAGUUACUUCGGGGGCCGCGCAGGCCUGCUUAAAGGGGAUUGACAAAAUAUCAAGUGCUGUGGAUCGCUUUAUUAACGAGGUCGCGUUAAUUUGGGGUUUCACUAUUUGUAUGCGACCUAAAACCGUAGCUUACAAAGCGCUCUCCUUGCGAAUAUUAUUGGAAUAAAAAACAAUUUGUUUGCUCUCAUUCCAAACUGAAGUUAACUAAUUUUUAUACUUUUUUUUUCUCUUUCCUUGUUCACUUUAAAAAUGUCGGGAGCCAUACAAUAACCACGUUGUAUCCAAAUGUGCAGUGCUAGCGCAGUUUCACUGUAAUUUUAUAUUACAUGUACUGCAAAAGUCCUUUCCAUCUAAAAAUGUAAAAAGCUGUACCGGUAGUCAUUUCUUCUUCUUCGCCCCCCCUCCCCCCCCCCCCAACCCACCACUAACUAUAAUAUCACCAGUUCAUCUAAAAAUGUAAAAAGCUGUACCGGUAGUCAUUUCUUCUUCUUCGCCCCCCCUCCCCCCCCCAACCCACCACUAACUAUAAUAUCACCAGUUCUUAAUUCGGGUGAAUGGACAACAAACCUUGUGAUCCCUAUCAUUGGCACUUCAAGAACCGACAACAAACAUAAAAACGGUCCAGUUAUUUAAAUAAUAGCUCUAGCGUGCAUGCUCUAAUGUUACCUUAUUGACAUGACGCCCCCCCCCCUCUCAUGCAUCACAAGCAUCCUAUUCCCCCAAAAUAAAAUGGGGGUUUCCGUAAUCCAGUAUACACACGUCUCUACCUUUAUAGAAAACUGCUUAUAAACAUCGUUAAUUGGGGUUUAAAUCCAUGUUCUUGUCAAAUGAGCGUAUCACUUAACCGACCGCCUGUUGGAUGAGGUCAGGGUGCCGUUUGAAUUUCCUCCAACUCUUGCACCUGUCUCGUUUAUUAUGGGGUGGGGUGUGAGGAUGGGUUGGGGUGGGGGGAAAUGUUUGGGGGGGGGGUUCGAAUGCACCAUCUGGCAUUCUAUUGCAGAUGUAAUCGCUGAAUAUUUUUUCAACCUCACCUCACCCUGCGGCGCAAAUGACAUAUUUGAAUAUGUAAUUCAUUAAGUAAGGACCAUGCUACCCCAAUUAGAAAAUGUCGAAAUUGACACAGUUGUGAUAAUUCUUUUUAUUUUAUCUUUUAAUUCUAUUUUUUUAAUGCAUUAAUUCUUAAUUAAUUUUGUAUUGCAAGUUUAGAUAAGUGAAAGGUAACUUCAUUGUUUAUUAUCGAGAUAUCCUGACCACGUGUCCAACCCGUGAAACAUUGUGAUUGUUCACCCAGAUUUAGAACACGGUAGAUGUGUCCAUAGGAUGACGUCAACUAGCGCUUAUACUCAUACCUUUGAUCAAGUAUAUCAGAAUUGGGAUAGAUAGAAAAAUCUAUCAGUGCGUGUGUGCAUGCCGUCGCUACACAAAUUUGUGACGUCACAUGUAAGGGAAUUUCACUGAAGACUAAGUAUGACGAGGUUUAGCCGGGGUGGGGGGGAGUGGGUGGGUGGGGGGGCUACAAAGCUAAGUGUAACUGAGAUUGACAGUAAAUAGUGUUUAUAUCUAUAAACGAUUUGUGCCAAUGGCACAGCAGGUGUGUUGUGUUAAAAUUACAACACACUCUUCGUUACACACGCGCGUCUUGGCACUAGGCAGCAGCUGGCUGUAAAACUGCCAGAGCAGCAACUUGCACUACUAGUAACGGUUUGCGGCGGCAAGGUAAAAAGGUCAUCGUGGAGACUCCUAUUCACCGUGCUAAGCACAGGUAUCCGAACAGUAAGCGCUUUAUAGGCUCGCUCGUGUCGCUUCAGGAAAGCUGUCAGGAAAAUCAGCGUAACGCUAUUGUUGGUUUCACCAUUGUUUGGUCGAUACACCAGAUUGCCCAAUUAAAUUAUCAUACCAGGGCUUUUAAAAAACAGCAUAAAAGCACAGUAUUACUGUCAGGUUUUUUAAACUUAAAGAAUUUAUUUUUAGCGCGCCCCCCACCCUCAUUUUUAAAAAAAAUAGCAAUAAAAUUAUGAAGUAGCAACAGUUUAAAAGUAACUUACAGCCCCCCCCCCCCCAUCUAACCUACUGUGGAGGCCUGAAAUAUUCAAUCAUACCUAAGCCGACAGCUUGUACUUAACUUGUAGGAUUUUCCGUGUUCUGGUGUUCAGCAUAAUUGCUGACUGUACAGAUGCAGCUUGGACUUGGACCAACCUGCGGACUCACUUUCAUUUCAUGCCUCACCAAAACCACGCAUUUAUCACAAUAACAGGUUGGGUUGAGCAGUUAAAACAAAACAUCGUUUCCUUCUGUGGUAUUCACGCCCCCCCCCCUCCCCAAGAGUUUGUAGGAUUUUUAACACCCGAGAGCCCGAUAAAUAUGCUUUCUUUUUGAUCGGCGUGGGCGUGAUUAAUUAUUAUUUUUAAAAAAAUUUAGUCUGCGAUUGGGUAUAAAUGACCGUGGCUACCAGCAGUAUGGUUUGUCUUUUCUAUGUAAUUGCAAGCAAUAUCCAUAUAUACUUUAGGCAUGACUCACAUUGACUUCCCCUUUUGAAGCCGUGAAUGUUAUCACUUGAUCAUAUUGUCAUGACGUCACGGCGUUAUCCAAGGCAAAUUUCGAGCACUACUUUCAUUCUACGUCUGUAAAUAUGACUGUCUGGUUUAGAUUUAGCGAUACCGGUACGCUAGCUCGUAAAAGUAGUAUUUUAGAUUUUUAGAUAGCAGGCGAGUCAUAAGUUUAGAACUUUUCCCCUUGGUUUGUUAAGGUAAUUUUAGCUUCAGGAAUCUUGUAUGUAAUUGAAUAAGGCUCUGUUCACAUUAGAGCCGUUCUCACGAUGAAAGUAGAGCAGCCCCUGUUUAAUUAUCGUGUGCACACCUCUCACUUUCUAGGGGCACAGCACGUGCGUGGGUGCAGCCACCAGGCAGCUUUUCUAUUCCUGCAUUUUAACAUACUUUGACCCAAAAUUCAGCCGAAGAAAAGGAAAAAUUCUCUAUUACUCACUGUCUUAUAUUUCCAGGUAGCACUUGUCUACCUUAGAACCCCCCCCCCCUACCCCCCUUUUUUGUGUGGCUUUCUCUUCUCCCCCCUUCUCUUUCUCUCUCUCUCUCUCUCUCUCUCCCCCCCNCCCCCCUCUCUCCUCCUCCUCCCCCACACACAUUUAAAAGCACAUUUGUUGUGUAUUUUUGGGAAAUAAGCCCACUAAAACGAUCAGCACAAUAAAAAAUAAAAAUACUAAAAAAAAAACCAACCAGCUCACUAAAACGAUUGCCACACUAAAAAAAAUCACACACUAAAAUAAUCAGCAUCUUUAAAAAAAAUCACACACUAAAGUAACCAGCACAUUAACAAAAUCAGCACACCAAAUUUUAAUAAUUAAACUGAAAGAUGAUCAAGCAAUGUUAUUUUAACAAAACCUUUUAAAAUUUAUUUUUUUAUAAUUUUUAUUUAUAACACUUCAUGGGAUCCAUGUGUUGGUGCUAUUUGAGUCUUUAAAUGAGCACAAGUAUAAUUAUAAUAAUAAUUAGAAAGCAAUAUUGUGUUUCGAUGCCAUCUCUAGUUUAGUUGGAUAUAAAAAUUAUUGGUAGUUUUCAAUAAAAUCAAAAAAAAAAAAAAAUCAAAAUUUGAUUUUCCUAACAGUGCAAAUUUGCCCACUCAAGGUUAUAUUUAAACAAAUUUGCAACAUUCCAUCCAUUUAUGUAUACAAUUUAUUGUGCUAGACACUCCUAGAAAAUAGAUUUAUUAAAACCUGUUGAAUUUAAUGAACACCCUGAGCUGCCACUUUAAAUGUGCUGGCUUUUUGAAAGGAGGUGAUGGGUUGGGGCGUUUUUGGACAGGCCUGUGGCCCAUUUUACAUGCUAUUGCUUUUUUUAAUGAAAAGAUUCCACUGUCAGUUAAUGUGUUCUUCCUCAAGCACAACACACACACACACAUCCUAAGGUACAUAAUUAUUAAAAAUAUAAUCCCAGCCAUAAUCCUUAAAAUAUUCUUAAAAUAUAUGCAUAUAAAAUAAAUGUAUAAAUUAUUUUUUUCAGAAAUUGUGGACGGAAAUGCAAAAAUGACACUAGGUAUGAUCUGGACAAUUAUCCUCCGUUUUGCCAUUCAAGAUAUCACCGUUGAAGGUUAGUGGAAACACCUAAAUAAAUCACAUACUUUCAGUGCAUAUUGUUGUAUCAUUCUGCUGUUUCUAAUGUUGCCUUUUGCUGGAGAAAUUUAUGAAAAAUUUUCAAUUUUUAGCAAAUCAAUAGCUUUUGCUUUAAAAAAAACCUAUUUUUAGCACUUAUUUUAAAGUUAUCUAUUGUAUCCUCCUUUCAGAACUGACAGCUAAAGAAGGCCUGCUGUUGUGGUGCCAGAGAAAAACUGCUCCUUACAAAAAUGUUAAUGUACAGAAUUUUCACCUGAGGUAUAUGUUCAUUUUGUCUGAAUCAAAUUGUAUCUAAUUAAUAAUGAAUUUUUAAAUGAACUCUCUGCCUUCAUUUGAAAGUUUCUUUUACAUGAAAGGUACUGUAUUACAUCAUUAAUUUAUUUUCCUUCUUUGUGACAAUCUUUUGGUUGUGCACCUUUGUCACAUUUUUUUUGUUUUAAUUAAAAAAAUCCAAUAUGCUAUUUAAAAAAAAUAAUAGGGAUUUAAUCCAGGUUCAUGUUACAGAUUAUCAUCAAUUUUUUUAUAGUUAAAUUCCCUGAUUAAAGACACUAAUAAUAGUAAUAAUUUAUUUACAGAUUUAGGAAUCAUUCUUGACCAAAAUUUUAAAUCUAAAAUAUAUACAUCCUACAAUGAACAUAACUAUUUAACCAUUUUGUGGUGAGCCUUGUUUAUAGAAAUGGCAACAUUCCAUACAUUUUUAUUCCUGUUUGGAUGACAGGUUCAAUAAACUUAAAAAAAAUUUGUUUUGCAAUUUGAAAUGUUAUGGCUAAGGUCAAAACAAUACUUGUUGAGGUUAUAGUCACAGCAAAAAAAAAAAAAAAAAAAUGGUGUUACUGUGAGUUUGCAUAAACAGCCAGUAAUUAGGGGGCGCGGACAUUGGGACACAUCCUCACAAACACUGCUUCUCUUUGCCUAGGGCUCAGUAAGAAUGUUUAGAUUCAUACAAAAAGGUUGUAUCUGAUUACACAAGUGUAAAGGAGUUAGCUGGGGAAAGGGAAAGGCAAUUUAAGCACCAGUCUGUCCGAGAAUGAGUGUGAGUCAUGGAGGAAGGUUAUAGCCCGAUGCUAAAAGAAACUAAUAAUUUGAUGUGCUUUUUGAAUGAGACAAGAAUCAAUUCUUGAAAGAAAGAUUGGGAUUUUUAUUAAUCAACAGUAAUAAAUUAAAUGCAAUGAGAAAGGUAUCUAAGAGGUCACACCCUCAACCAGUCACAUGUAGAAACAUAAGUGGCAAGAUAUUACUAUAAACACAACACAAGGGUUUAAAAUGGAAUUAAAUAUACAUUUAACAAAAUUCAAACUUAGUUUUGUUACAAAUAGGUGGUAAUAUUGCAAUAACAUCUGCAACCAUUUCAGCUGGAAGGAUGGUUUAGCCUUCUGUGCUUUGAUCCAUCGACACCGCCCUGACCUCCUAGACUACUACAAGCUCUCUAGGGUAAUCAGAUUCCACUGGCCACUGUUUGACCAAAGAGUGCUACCUAGUCUGCUUGCCUUUGAUUAUUAUUUUUUUUUUCAUUUUUAGUUGUGCAUUUUUAUCUUGCGGCAAUUAUUGUCUGAGAAGACUACUUUUUUUUACUAAUUUCUUUAGUUUUGCUUUUGUAUUAUCAGCUUCACAGAAAAAAAGGGGGGGGGGGGGGGGUGGGGGGGUUGGGAAUCUAAAGAAAAUGUACCAUAAUCUUCUCUUGUUCUUUUCAAGCUAGCCCUAAAGAUUUUUAUAAAAUAACAAACCACUGAUGUAUUCUGCAAAAUGCACCUAUUACCACAUCAUAUUAAACUAAACUACCCUUUGCAGCUCUUGAGUUUUUUUUAAAACUUUUUAAAUAUGAAAUCAAUGCUAAUAGUUACAUAGCACUCUCCAACUGUCCAUCCUUGGUCACAAACACAUUUGUUCGCUUUAUGAGAGAGAGAGAGACUUUUUCUCCCUCAAGCAUGAGUGCAUGCAUAUGAGUGUUAAAGCAAUCUGUUAAAAUAUUAAUUUAGUUUUGUUUUAAAGAAAAUUCAUAGUUGAAACCAUAAAUAAUAGGAAAUUGAAAUUUAAAACUCUAAGAUAAUCUCUAAUUUAAAUGAAUCUGAAAUUGCAUACAACUGGUGAAUGGGUACUGUAUAUACUUGUGUAUAGGUCAAACUUUUUUAAAACUAAAAUUUCUAUAUCAAGAGUGUGACCCAUCCACUUGACACCAAAUUUGUUAACUGUUAUUCAGUGUAGAGUCGUUAUUUAUAUGAAAAGUCUGAGAAUUGCUUUCUCUGUUGCUCUCACUUAUGCUCCAUAUAACUGCAAAUACCUACAUUAACAAUCCCAAAGGGUGCUAUCUAUCCAUUGGUGUGACCUAUACGCCAGCAUAUACAGUAUAUUAAAAUGAUAGUUUUUAAAAAAUGAAAGCCAUCGUCUGCGGGUAAGGUUUUUGUGAUCACUGUAGUUUGUCUAAAUGGAUAGCUGUCUGGUUGUUACAUGUUUGAAUUUUUCUCACUAAUACGUCAGUUUGUUUUCUUUCAGGUAUGAUGAAGAAUGAAUUGCAUUGCCAAGUUUUAUUUCAAUUUACUUUUUUUUUCCCUCACUAAUCAAAGGUUGAACAAUAAUUAGCUUUCAGUCUCUAAUACAGCACCUUUUGCCAUGAUUGUGUACUGAAACUAAAAACAAGUCAUUCCAUUUUGGUCAAAACUUUUAAGCAUGAUUAACAAAACUGCUGAUUUCAACUGAAUAGUGUUUUUAAUUAGAAGUAUGUGAAUCUAUAUUUUCCCCCAAUGUUAUCAAAAUGUUAAUAUUUGUAAAAACAUUUUCCCAAAAACAAAAAUUAAGUUUAAAAAAGUAUCCAAAAAAAAAAAUCAUUGUAAGAAUAUAUUCAGUUGGAUUCAAUAGUUUUAUGGAACAUCUUGAAAGUGCUCCAUAAAAAAAAAAGAAGCUUUUUUUAAAAAUAUUUAUUUUUACAAUUUUAAAAAUUUCUCUUCUGAAAAUCUUCUGGCUUCUCUCUUGCAUGGUUUGCGCUUGUCUUCCUCAGUUUUAAAGAUGGUCUCGCAUUCUGUGCACUCAUACACAGGCACCGGCCUGACCUUCUCGAGUACCAUAAUCUUACAAAGGUAACAAUAGAUGAAGGUGUAAGUUUCAAAAAGACAUGGUAGAGUCAAUUGCAGAUCUCCCAGCAUAAUAUGUUUAGAGAUAUCUUUAAUAUAAAAUAUAUUUUAUUAUGCUGCUUAAAUGUUUUAUGUCAAUCUAAUUCUCAAAGUUGCCGUUCUGUUACUGUCUUCUUUACACCUUAAGUCUGCUACAAAUCUGCUUGGUAGUUUUGCUUUAUUUAAAAAAUCAGCUAUUUUAUUUAUUAGUAUUAGCAUUUAGGAAAUUCGUUCUAUAAAAUGUAUGUAUUUUAAAAAAUUCCUUAUAAUCUUUUUAACACAGCUGAAAGUUUAAAAAAAAACCCCUAGUUUUCUUUAUUAUAAAAUAUUUUACAAACUUGUUAUAAAUAUUUUACAAACUUAUAUUUAAAUAUGUUUAUAGUUAACUUAACUUGUAUAUAGCUUAAAAUUAUAAUAAGGAAUUGAAUACUUUUGCCUUUAAUAUAUUUUUGUAUGAUUUAAUCAAAGUUGUCCCUAUGGUAAUAAAGGGUUUGACAAUAAGGCAUUUAAACAAAUAAACUGCUACAAAUUAAAUGUUUUCUCUGUACAGGAAAAUCCUUUAGAGAACCUGAACACAGCUUUUGAUAUCGCAGAAAAACAUCUGGAUAUUCCCAGAAUGUUGGAUCCAGAGGGUAAGAUUUGACAGAUCUGAACAAAAUCCAAGGGUUUUUGGGGAAACAUCAAGUAAACAUAAAAAAAAAUUUUAAAAAUUCAAAAUGGAAAUAAAUUCUUAAAACAACUUUUGUACAACCUUUUUAUUUUUUAGUGAUAUAGUUCUGAUUUAAGAAUCCAGAAUAUAUUUAAUUUUGCUUAAGGAUUAGAGUUUUUUUAAAUGUAACUAAUAAAAAAUGUUAAGUUUGAUAACAUGAUCUUAAAUGAUCAAUAACACAAACUUGGUUAGCCUCAGAUUUCAUAUCAGUGUUUUGAUCUAUUUCAGACAUGAUUAACUCAGCCAAGCCAGAUGAGAGGUCUGUUAUGGCCUAUGUGUCUUCCUAUUACCAUGCAUUCUCUGGUGCUCAACAGGUAAGUGGUUAUAAAUAAAUAAGCCAUCUCAGUGGAAUUGUUAAUAUCAACAGUAGGAUUGGAAUUAAAAGUGGAAAGAUAUAUAUAUAUAUAUUAUAUCUAGUUCAAAUGUGCUUUUCUUCAAAAUUAAGAUAAUUUGUAUAUAAAAUAAAAAAUAUCACACUUUUUUCUUUCAAGGCUGAGACAGCUGCAAACAGAAUCUGUAAAGUCCUAAAGGUCAACCAAGAAAAUGAGAGACUUAUGGAGGAAUAUGAAAGGCUUGCUAGUGAUGUAAGGUUUCCUUAAACUUGUUAUAGGUUAUAAUUCUCAAGAUUUUUGUGUGCAAGUUAUCCGCAACAAGUUAGUUUCCCCUUCUUUAUCUAUUGGUGUGUGUUUUGCAGUCCUGAAACCAUGUAUUUUUUAAACAUGAAUUACCUUUUAAUUUCUUAGCUCCUUGAAUGGAUUCGUAGAACCAGGCCAUGGCUUGAGAAUCGCACUACAGACAACACUCUGCCGGGCACACAGCGAAGGCUGGAAGAGUUCCGUGACUACCGCCGUAAACAGAAGCCACCUAAACUGGAAGACAAGGCCAAGCUAGAGAAUAGCUUUAACACAUUGCAGACCAGACUCAGGCUAUCUAACAGACCAGCAUAUCUCCCGACAGAAGGAAAGAUGGUUUCGGUAAGCUCUAGUCUACAGUUGGAUUUUUGGAUCAGUUUGAGGUUGUGUGUAGUUUAUUUACAUUUUCUUACUGAUUAAUCCUAAUAUUGUAAUUAAUACUAGUAUAGUUGAUAUUAUUUUUAAACCUGUCACAUUUUCUUCACUAGGAUAUAGCCAAUGCUUGGAAAGGUUUAGAAACAGCAGAGAAAGGCUUUGAAGAGUGGCUUCUUUCAGAAUUACAAAGGUUAAUAUUUUGUAAUUAUUUUCACAAUAUUGGAUUUUUAUGGUGUGAAAGGAAUGUAUCUCAUAGUUUGUUAAUUACUUAUCAAAAUUUGUAUCAAUGAAAGCAUCUUAUCUAUCAGGAAAUUUCAAGUAUUAAGUAUUGCUACUGUGUAGUUUACUUUUUUUUGCUGAUGUUUUUUAUUCACAAAAGAUGAGUUGUAAGGUGUUGUUAUAAUAACAGUUUCUGUUUUUAGGAAUUUAUCAUUUUGAAAAGUUUUUGAUCUCAAACCUUUUGUUUUUUAAAAACGUAUUUUAUUUAAAAAGAGUCUGAGCACUUUUUUAAUUUGUUUAAAAAUACUUAAGAUUGGAGCGUCUGGAUCAUUUGGCUCAGAAGUUCCGUCACAAAUGUGAAAUUCAUGAGGAAUGGGCUGCCGGCAAAGAGGACAUGCUGAAGUCAGGAGAUUUCAAGAAAUGCAGACUGAAUGAGCUUAAAGUAAGUGAAACGAUGAAAGCUGCUGGUUUUGUUUAGUGUUGUGUUUUUUAUUAUUUAGCUUAAGUUUUUAUAUGGUAGUUAUUAGAAGACUAAGUUUGUAGUACAUAAGAGAGAAAUUAUACAUAUUGCUUAGUCCUUGCGACUAUAUUUGAGUAUAUUAAAAGCAACACACAAAAAAAAAAAGUCUGUAACUUUUUACAAUUAUGUCAUUUUCUUUGACUGCAUUAAAGUUGUUUGGAGGAAUGAAGCAAUAAUCAUCAAACACUUCAUUCCUCGGAAAAAUAAAAAAGUCUGUAAAGUCCUGAAGGUCAACCAAGAAAAUGACUUAUGGAGGAAUAUGAAAGGCUUGCUAGUGAUAUAAGUUUUACUUCAUCUUUUCUUAAAAUUUUUGUUAACUUUCUUGUUUUUUUUUUGCCAUCCAAGAUUUAAAGUCCAUAUUAUUUUUCAGGCCAUGAAAAAGAAACAUGAAGCGUUUGAGAGUGACCUGGCAGCACACCAAGAUAGAGUGGAACAAAUUGCAGCUAUUGCACAAGAACUCAAGUAGGUGUUAUUUAUAUAAGUUAAGAAAUUGAAGGUACAUUUAGCAGACCUGUUUACUCUUACGAUUUUGGCGUACAAUGUACGAUUUUGAGGUGUAUAGAUUGUAUAUACUGUAUGUUUUUUUUACUAUGAAUAUAACGUAUUAUAUGACAUUGUGAUGAUCUUGUACGAUUUUAAGAGUUUGAGGGUAAACAGGUCUGAUUUAGCGAAAUGGAGCCUUUGGAUAAUUAUUAUGUUUUCUAUUAAAAAGUGUUUCCCUAGUUGGUAACUGCAUUUUAUUUAGUUUAAUAUAUUACGAUUAGGGGCCUAAUUUAUCUAUUUGAGAAAUCAUGUCAUUUUAUUUUAAUUUUUCAGCUCACUGGAUUAUCAUGAUGUAAUUAAUGUUAAUGCCAGAUGUCAGGUAAAAAUAAUUUAUAUUUAAUUCAUUUGUUCACAAAGUCAUUUUAAGUAUUGUUAUUUGAAAGUUAGGUGAGCAAGACUAUUGUUCUAGCAUGUAAAGUGACUUAAUGAAAAGGUGGACAUUGAUUUCAAAUAUUUAUUUUAGCUAUUUUACAUGAUUUUAAUUUUCUUUUUAAAAAAAGCAUAAUUAAAAUUUCAACUAUUGUAAUGAAAACCUGUGUCUUGAUUACAUCAGUGGCUGUUUUGGAAUAACUAAUCAUGACUUGAUUAACAGCGUAUUUGUGACCAGUGGGAUGUAUUGGGUCAGCUCACAACCAAGAGACGAGAGGCUCUGGAAGAAGCAGAAAGAAUUUUGGAGACAAUAGACCAGUUACACUUGGAAUUUGCUAAGCGUGCAGCUGUAAGACAGAAAAAAUAUUUUAUCUGGCUACUAUGAUCAUUAUUUAGGGGAAAAAAUAUUAUUGUUUGAAAAAAUAAAAAAAAUUUUUUAUGGUCUAUCAACAUAAUAAAUGUUCAUAUUAAGCAAGGAUUGACAUAAAUUAUGCAAAAAGUAUUUAGUAUGCACUAACAUAGUGAAGUAAACAUUUUUUGAAUUUUUGUAAUAAUUUUUCUAUUCAGCCCAGAUGACUUCAAGCAUAUGCCGUUGCUUUUAUCUCAUAUAUCGGUUUUUGUUUAGACAAUGUGGAUUCCAAAUCUUUGGGACUCUUAAGACAGAUCUAAAGUCACUAUAUUCAGCUACCAAUAAGAUAUUAUAAAUAUUAAAAUCAAUACAAAAGCAUUUUCAGUUUGUUAAGACCUGGUUCUCUUCUUCCAUGAAUCUGUAAUAAAGUUUGAAUACAUGGAAGGCAUACAACAGAUAUCAAUCAUAAGUUAACUCUCAAAAUAAAAUUAAUAUAUUUUUGCUGAAGGUGAUUCAGUAGCAUGAAGUAAAGAAGAAAAAAAACAACAAAAAAACCUGAUAACUCUUCUAUUGUAUUUGUAUCUUUCAAUGUAUAAAGAACGUACACUUGUGUUCUUAAAUUAAUUUUAAAAGGCUUUUGGAAAUGUAAAAUACUAUUUGGAUACAUGAUUUGAAAAAAAAAAAAACAUAAAAAAAUGUUUACAUUAAAAAAAAUUUACAAUGUUUCACUUUGAAACAAACAUAUAAAUUACAGUUUAAUGUUGAUGUAACAAAUUUAUACUUGCAUACAAUCUUACCAGCCAUUCAAUAACUGGAUGGAUGGGGCUAAAGAAGAUCUUUUGGAUAUGUUCAUAGUGCACACAACUGAGGAGGUUCAAGUAAGUAAGACUUUUCAUUUAUAUUAGAGUAAAUUAGUUAUUUUUCUCGGAAGGACAAAUUUAGUUGCAUUAUAAAAUAGGGAAGUAAAAUGCUUUUUAUUAUAGGGCUGAUGGUCCUAAUUUUUUUGGUUAGAAUUACGUAAAGAUUUGAUUAAAGAGUAACAGAAAAUUCAUAGCUUAAAUUUUAAAAUUUUUUGUGUACAUUAAAUUUGAAAAAAUAUUUCAAUUUUACAACUAUUAGGGUUUAAUAGAUGCUCAUGAGCAAUUUAAAGCUACACUGGGUGAGGCUGACAAGGAAUAUGCCACAAUUGUAGGACGAGUCCAAGAAGUUCAAAAGCUAGGUCAAAAGUUUGGUAUUACCCCACCGGAUAACCCUUACACUACUCUUCAUGCCCAGGUAUGUCAUUUAAGACUUGGUAUUUCGUUUUAUUUUAUUUUUGAAAAAUAAAAUUUGAUUUGGUGGUUUAUUCCAAUUUUUUUGUAAGAAACUUAGCGGUCUCUUACUCUAUUAUUCGACUUUUCCAAUACACAAUAUUUUGCACCCUUUUCAUUUCUGUUCAUCAAAUAUAGCUUGAAGUUAAUACAUUACUGCCAUAGUUUUUAGUAAUAAUUUACUAUUAUGAGCUAUCAGUAAUACACUAACAUCCUUACAGCAUCUUAACUUAUAGGAUAUGUUUGCAGAAUGAAAAGUAAUUGUAUGCAUGAAUGUUUGCGUAAAGACCCAUGCAUAAUAACUAAACAAAAACCCUCAUUGAUAAACUGUACUAGUUCUCAACUUACCGUUCUAACUUAGUGAUUGAUAAAUGGAAAGAAUAGUUACGUGUUAGGCAAAUUAAAACUUAAGAAGUUGAAGAAAUCCUCAGCUAUUGAAGAUUUAUUACCAGUCCCAAAAAUUGUUUCAAUUGAUAUCAGUGUAAAUUUUAAAAAAAUGUUGAUUAGGAAGACUAAGCCAUUAUAUUUGUUUCUUGACACCUUUGGAAAUUAUUAAUUUUUUUUAUUGUUGGUGGGGGGGGGGGGGGAUAAAAUUUUAUACAUAUUUUUCUAUCCCCAUUGCUAGAGAGGGAAAGCCUAGACAUGCCCACUUUAACUCACGAACUGUGGUCGGCCAAAAAAAUUUGCUGACAUUCUCGUACUGUACUGUGGCGUUCAAAAAAAAAACACGGUCCGAUAGCAACUUUCAAUCCAAUAUUUAACCGGAAUUAUUGCCACUUCCUUUUAUUAAUAAUUAAAUCAUCUUCCGGUUCAAGCUGUUUCUUGAUAAUUUAAAAAUAAGUACUUUUUAAUCAGAGUUUUAAAUCACUUUAGUUUUUGUAAAAGCUAAAAUGGUUGAAGCUAUGGCUGGGCCUUCAGUCAAAGAACUAAUAGAAAUAUGUUUGAAAGCUUUUUAGGAGAGGUUUUAAGUGAUACUGAUGAUGAUUUUAACAUUCCCCAUGACGAUAUCAGUUGACAUUAUUCGUCUCUUGAAUUUUAUACUAGUCUUAGUGAUACUGAAGUAGGCCUACUGAGGCUACUGUUAGACUUCGAGCCAGGCCCCGAGGUUGGGCUAUUUUGACUGAAUUUUAGUCACAGAAGCUACAGAUUAUAGUUCAGAACUAAUAAAUUUUAUAAUUAAACAACCCAAAUCAGUCCCACAGUUCCUUAUUAAAUGUUUACUAGUCAAUAAUAACUAUUUUGCCUGAGAUUUUGUAUUUUGUACUUGGUUUUAGCAGUGGUCCCAGUUUCUUAUAUAAAUGACCUAAAAUUACUAAAAUUACUUUCAGAGGUUUGAUUGCAAUCAAAACCUUAGCAAACUAUACUAUUUCUGAAAGAUAAAUGAAUUGGCUACAACAUUUAGAUUUGUGUUUUAAGUGUAUCUAUAAAAAUUAAUGAUGUUAUGAGCACUUGAAAGCAAGACAUUUUGUCGAUUUUUUUUUUCUUGAGAACUCCAAGGUCAAGGACAAUGAGCAAAAUUUUUUUACAGGGUGGGAAAUCUGGCCAACUUUAUCCCCAUCCAUUUACCUUUCUAAAAAUAUAUACUUAUUUGGGUCUUUUAUCAAUAUUUCUAUGUCAUUUAAUGCAAUUUAAAAUGACACUCAAAACUCUCUGAAAAAGUUCCACACCACAGAAUGAUGCAUGCCACAGUCCGUGGGUUGAGAUUGUAUUGUUUAUAAUUUUCUAGUUGAUUCUUUUAUUCUGGUUGCAAACUAAAUAUCUACAUGUAAAAAAAAAUAAUAUACACCCCCACCCCACCCCCCCCACCCCCCGGCGCAUUUUUUUAGUUUAAAAAAAUUAAACAUAUAUUUAGUUUUGUCUCCGGCCAAAAAAUUCAUUUUCCUCUUUUGUUUUUAGAUUGUUUUGCGUGUUCAUAAAUUUUGCUUAACUUGCUUUUCUAAUUUUUAAAAAUUUUUACAUUUAUUUUGGUGUGUUGCCUUGGACUUGGGCGUAGGAGGUUAGUAUUAGUCAGUAAGUGUACAUAAUAGCUUCAGCUUGAAGGACUAUCACUGUUCUUGAUGUCUGUUUCUCAAGUUUUCUCAUCAUUGGGUCUGUGUUCUUUGUUUUCUCUGCGUUUAAUGUAUCAACUGGAGUCCCGGAAUUGUCAUCCUGGAGAAGGAGAUGCGUUAAUACUAAUGCAUGAUUUAUACAGAAAAAUUGAAAUAAAUAAAAAAUAAUAAUAAAACACUAUCUCAAUGUGCUGACUUAAUUUUAAAAGAAAAAAAAAAGAGAAAUCUUAACUACCAACUUCUCAGUCCCAAUUUGGCUGGUCUAUAUAGAUACUAAUUCUGUGAUCUUUUCAAAAUCUGUAUGUAAAUUUUUCUAACAUUAGCAUGUUUAAUUGGAUUAUUGCAUUCAUCUUCAGUGAAGUUUUAACUUGUUUCAACAAAUUUCCUUUGGUUCUAUGAAAUAUGACAAAAUCCCUGCUUUCUUAAACUUAUUACAGUAGUCCAAAAUAAUUUUACAAAUAAACAAUUAAGAAGAUGCUUUUUUUUUUCAACCUGAAUCUUAACACAACUUAAUAGUCUAAGUCUAAAUACUGUAACAUGGCUUUGAAAUGGGUUAAAUGCAUGGGUUAAAAGUGUAUUUCGAUGCUGCUCCUACACAUCAUUAUGUGUUUAAAUAGUAUUUUCAGUGAACAAAAUUCAGUUUUUUUCUUAAAUUUGUUGGUAAAUGGGAAGCAUACAACACAGCUAUAAAUCAUUUGAAUUACUUGGUUUACACAUGAAUUUGUUUUUACAUUUUGUCUUGUUGGUCUGCUAUGUCAAUUACUGUAUCAGUUUUAUUGUAGUGAGUCUCCUGUCAAUGUCUAAAAAAAAUUGUAUUUGAUAAUAACCAACCAAUCUGUUUGUAGUUAAUCUCUGAUAAUAUUUGUUUGUUGUAACUGAUAAUAAAAUCAAACUUUCAAAACAUAAUUUAAUAACAAGCUAUCAAGUAUCUUUUGUUUGUUGUUUUCCUGUAUUAAAUGCACCAUGUGUCGCUAUGUAUAAAUAUUAUAUUCCAUUGAUGUAACUAUUUUAGAGCUAGGUAAACAAGAAAAUUUGAAUGGUUUUUUAAAAACAAUUUUUCUCAAUUUCAUUUACCUGACAGAAUUGAAAGAAUGUUUACUUUAUUGUUUUUACAUUAAAAUAUGUUUUUUGAAUGCUGUUAAAUAACUUUUUUCAACUUUUAAAAUCCGUUUUUAUAAGCACAGACAAUUUAGAUACAUAUUUAAAAUUUCUGUUAUCCUUUAAUGAAACUUUUGAUUCCUUAUUAUGCUUAUAUGGUUGGUCGGGUGGGGGAUUAAAGUUAAAAUGGUGGGUUAAUGCAUGUCAUUUUGCAAGAUGAUUAGUAUUGUAACUUAAAGUUUAACUGAAAAAGAAAGGACCGAAAAGGAAAUUCACACCCUAUUGCUUACACUGCAUUGUAAUGGUGUGUUGGAAAUAAUUAAAAUAGCUUGUUAAUAGUGUUUGUGAGCAAUAACAGACAUCUAACUCUAAUCACUACGAUGCACUUCUCUACCAAAAACAGCCUUAUGUUACAAUGGUUUAAUUGUAUUUAUUGAGCUAGCCAUAGUAAAGAACUAAAUAUGUUAUAAAUCUGUGAUUCAGAUACUAAAUUUUGUUUAUAUAUUACUAUCAAUUUCCCAUUAUACAAAAUUGUGUAUCUUUACACUAACAAUAAACUUAAUUCAGAUAUAUUUUCAAGUUCUGAAUUAUAUUUUUUAGCUACAGUCUUUUGAUUAAGAGGGCAAUCAUCUUAAAAUACAAAUUUAUUGUAGCAUAUUUGGUUUGUUUCUAGGACAUUACUAACAAAUGGGGUGAGGUUAAGCAGUUGGUGCCACACCGUGAUGUCACACUACAGCAAGAGAUGAUGAGACAACAGAACAAUGAAAGACUUCGCAGACAGUUUGCAGCAAAGGCAAACGUUGUUGGACAGUGGAUUGAGAACCAACUGGACGCAGUUGCAUCAAUUGGUGUGACUGGACGUUCAUCAUUAGAGGAACAACUUAAGAAGCUCCAGCAAUUUGACAAGGCAGUUGUUGCUUACAAGCCAAACAUGGAAGAGUUAGAGAAAUACAAUCAGGUACUUCAGAGCAUACUGAUCUUUUUUAUUUUAUAUUAUGCCCCUCACAGGGCUUUAAAAAUUGCACCCAGACCUCCCAAGGGAGGCGAUGCGUUUAAUAACAUUUGUUAUGGUGUCAGCAGUCUUGCUCUCACUAAACGUUCAUUGAGCAAGCUCGCACCCCAAGACAAGGACAGUCAUAAUGGUUAUGGUCCUUAUCCAGUAUAAUCAUUUCCAAUGUGUCAGGUUUUAUGGUUUAUGACAGUAUGUAUCAAUAAAUUUCAUUUGUUGCCAAUUUUUUUGUAGACAAAGACCUGAAUUUAAAGCAUUGAUAUUCUUUAAGAAACUGCAUAGGGUAAUUAAUAUGUACAUUGGUUUAUCAAUACAUUUAUAAAUAUAUUCAAACUAACCCUUUUAAAGAAAAAUAAUGUUUGGAUAUAGUUAUCUCCCUUGCACCUGAAAAAAAAAAUUAUUUUAAAAAUUGACCUAUUUCAGGAAGUGCAAGAGGCAAUGAUCUUUGAGAACCGUUACACACAGUAUACCAUGGAGGUAAUGAUAUUUCAUUGAUUAAUACAUUUUUAGUAUUACAAAUUAUAUUAGAUCUAUAAUUGUAUAUUAUAUUAGAUUUUAAAAUUGUCUCACUUUUUGAACAAUAUAUUUUCUUACAGACGUUGCGUGUGGGUUGGGAACAAUUGUUAACUGCAAUUGCAAGAAAUAUUAAUGAAGUUGAAAACCAGGUAUGCAUAGUUAAUAAAAAAGGAUAAUCAAGAUUUUACUAAUUUUUUGUCAUGCUUUUAAAUUUUAUGUGAUUGAAAUUUCAUUGAUAUUUUUGGUUAUUUUUUCUGUAUUACAGCUAUAUCUUAGGUAAUUGAGUGUGAAUUUCAAUAGGUCUUAAUUUUUCUAAAUACUCUGUUUAGAUCUUGACCAGGGACUCAAAGGGCAUCAGUGAGGCUCAAAUGAACGAGUUUAGAAUGUCCUUCAACCACUUUGACAAAAACCGCACAAAGAGGUUGGAACCAAAAGAAUUCAAAGCCUGCCUCAUCAGCUUGGGGUACAAGAUAAGAGAUGACAAACAGGUCUAAUUCUUACAUUUUUAAUGUUAUUUCAUGGUUCUCUCAAAGUUUUAACGAUGCAUCCAUUAGGUUUCAUGCGCAAAUCUUCAGACCAAUUUAUUUUUUAAAAUGUAUUGGAAAUUAUAAUAUUUUAAAUGUGCUACAUUGCUCGGAAGGUUUUAGCUGUUUAGUCCAUUACUUGGUUAUUUAUUACAUAUUACUUCACUGAAAUAAAAUCCAAUUUUUUCAUGUUACUUAUUUUGGAAAGAUCAUAGCAAAAGCUGAAGUUUGUAAUUAUUUUUUUUCCAGGGAGAAGCUGACUUCCAGAGAAUCAUGUCCAUUGUGGACCCUAACCGUUCAAACUAUGUCACAUUUGAUGCAUUUUUGGACUUUAUGACACGUGAGACUGCUGACACUGACACUGCAGAGCAGGUCAUGCAAUCUUUCAAGAUUCUUGCUGGAGAUAAGGUAUGAUUGAAUUGGCAAUAGAAUUGCAGAAUUUUAUUAUUUUUUAGUAGGGGUGUAAUUAAUAAAUGUAAUGUAUUUCACCAUGUCAGUUGAAGAUUAACUUUUUUAUAGAGCACUUUUUAGUUUAUUUUCAGCUUUAGAGAAGUUCAGUUAGUAACAAAAAUUAAUCUCUAAGUUUUAAUUGCGGCAUCCAUCAAGAAAGAAAGGAUAAAAAAAGCAACAGUUGUAAUUGAAAAUUAACUCUGUUGUAACUCUGAAAAUUAUAGUAUGUAAUGGCUUAGAAUACUAUCAAUAAGAUAAUCAUUGUUGUAUUGUAUUGACUCUACAUAUUACAAAUAGGCAGGCUUCCUGAAAAUCUGUUUGUCUUAAUCCAAAUAAAAGUAAACAAAACAUGCAGGAAUUAAUGGACAAUGUGUGUUUUAUAGUCUUCACAUAAUGUUAAAAAAUGGUAUAAUUGUUAAAAGCACAGUUAAUAUAAGCUACUUUUACUUCAACACUACAACUUUACUGAAAAAAAUGCUGACAUUUUCUUGUUCUUGAAAUCAACAGCCCUAUAUCACAGCACAGAUUUUGAGACAAGAACUACCCCCAGAUCAGGCUGAGUACUGUAUCCAGCGUAUGGCUCCUUACACUGGCCGUGAUGCCGCCCCAGGUGCCCUAGACUACAUGUCCUUUUCAACGGCACUGUACGGGGAAAGUGACCUCUAGACGACGUGGCAGUGACUGCAGCGUUACCUUGUAGCAUAUUGACAGUGGGGGAAAUUAUUGCUUCUUUAUACCCCUCCAAACUCAUCAAUAGAUCAUUGUCCUUCAUAUGCAGCGUAUACAAACGUGUGCAAGAUCAAUAGGGCUUGACUACCUUCAGAAUUUAUAUUUAAAAAAAAAAAAAGAAAGGUAUUUUCACGCAACAUUCACAAAGAAAAAAACGUUUGAGUAUCCUAUUUCAUUGAAUACCAUAAUAUCAUUUGUAAGAAAUAGUUUAAUACAGUAACAUUUAAUUUCUUAUAACGACACAUUAGAACUGUGUGGGACUUUGUUGAUGGUCUGCUAUGCAGGACACUGUAGCACUGCUCCUGGCAUGGAGCCAUAGAGUAGCUUGCUGUAGGGGAGAAAGAGAGUGAGACUAUGCAUUUACAAGCAGAAGGCCCUAGUAUUAACUUUCCUUUUGAAGUGUACAGCAUGCUGAAGUGGAACUUAGUUUACCAGUUGUAUUCUAGAGGUGUUGAUAGUUUAUAUAACUUAUGAUAGGAAUGUCAAGAAUUUAUUCCCAGAACAUUCACACAAAAUUAAUCUGUGUGUGGUGUAUUACGUCUCAAAGUCAUAAGAAUCAUUAAUUUGCAUACUUUAUUAUAAAAUUAUAUUUUAACAAAAAAGUUUUUUGUUUUUUUCACUUCAGGCAAAAGAUAUGAGUAGUUUUUGUUAAUUAGUAUUUUUUUUAAAAAUAUUUAGUAAGAAUUAAUGUGUGGGCUGUUAAUUUAAUCUUUCAAAAAAAUUAUAUGAAUCUACAUUUACCAUAUUUUCAUGCAUUUUAACACCUUUGGUUGUGAACUUACAAACCGUAAGAAAAAGGAAACAACUUAAAAUUGUGCAGUUGUAAGAGCAAGCACUAAAAAUGUUGGCCAACUGGAAGGCUAUGACAUGUCCUGAUUGAAUUUGUGUGAACUAACAGUGCCUUUAUGCUAUGCUACAAGUUGGAUCUCUUGCCCUAUUAACACUUGGUGGAAGAAUCAUAUGCUCCCCCGUCGGCCAUAAAAAAAUAUUAAAUUUAAUGAUUGAGGCCAUUUACACCAGUUAUGUACAUUAUAUUCCUUUUCUAAGUUGUUAAAAAAAAACAUUUCCACCCUCCUGGACGACAUCAAAAAAAAAAAACAAAAACGAAUAUGUCAAUUAAUUGUCAAUGCAUGUCUCUGAAACUCAUCCUCCUCAUCAUUUUAGCUGAGUGACAUUAGCUCUAGGUGUGGGCAUGUAUACCCAGUUUGGUUUGACGACUGAAAAUUUUAUUCCUUUGAAGCAAAGUUUUUUUAAUUUUAAUUUCCAGUGGUGUGUUAUGUUUUUGUGGUUUGUCGUUAAUGUUCAUAGUUGGAAGAAAAUUAAAAUUUAAAAAAAAAACAAAAAAAAAAACGAAAAAAUGAAUAUAUUGAUAAAUGAAGUAUUUAUUGAUUGAACCCAUUUAGACAUGUCCAUUUCCUAUGCCUUAAGGUCGUAGGUUACUUCUUGUCUUACUCCACUCCGUUUGUACAUUUGACCUUUUAACAGAUUGAUAUUUCUGUAGUGUUAUUGCUGCAUUUCUGUACCUUGUUUAGAGCUGUGAAAUCAAACGAACUCUGCUAGAAGGAAGAAGUUGUCAGGAUUUUAAAAGCAAUAUUUUUGAUCAUUAAAAGAAUUUCCAUUGAUCAAAGCUGUAAUGUACAUAGAUUCAAAAUCUUUAAAAAAAACAAAAAAACACCAGAUUUGUUUUAUGUACAUUGUUCUCUUUAGAAAUGGUAAUUAUGGUAUUAUUUUAUUUUACUUUUACUUCUUGUUUUGUUAUUGUUUAGGCCAUGUUUUUAAAUUCUCUGCCCCUAAAAUGAAAAGAACCCUUAACCAAUUCCUGCCACUUUAGGCCACGUUUACCAGUUUUUAUGAAAAGAAAUAACACUUGCAGACAUGGAACAUGUCAUCAGUUGCUGUGGCUGACCACUAAAUCUAGGGCAAGAUCUAGACUUGUGAAAUUUUAUGUAGUUCUUUUAAUGUCUUAAUAAGUUUUAAGACUUUUUUGUUUAGAAUCAACAUUGAAGAACAUUUUAAUUAAUAUUAUUUUUAUUUUAUUAUUUUUUUUUAAAUUAAAAAAAAUUGGUGCAUCUGACAUAAUAGUUGCAUUGAGAGAACUGAACAAAGUAAGGAUUUUAGAUGUAGAGUUCUAGUUUUUAAAAAAAAAAAUGUUUUUGGGUGAAAUUUAAUUGAGUGUAGACAUUAAUUUAAAAGGGCACCUCCAUUUCCAUUGCCAUGUGAUUGUAACUUAGACCCUCUUCCAUUAUCCAUUGUGCGUAUGGAAAUAUGAGCAACCUCGAGGAAGGUAUGAUUUGUGCAAUGAUGAUAUGAUGACAGCGUUUUAUUUUAACCACCGUGAUGGUACCGUACUUUUUUUAAUUCCCAAAAUUAAAUCCUUUGACAGUUGAACUCAUUUGACGUUAAUGAUAUCAAAAAAUGUAAGUGUCUUCUGCCUAGAUUUGAUGUACUGACUGAAUUAUCGUAUGUAAUUUUUGAGACACAUAAAAUUUGAAAGUGAAAGUGAGUGACCAACCUGUGACCACCUCAGAUUUCUUGUUUCUGACGGCCUGUAAUGCCAGACAUAGUAGGGAAGCUAAAGAAGGGAUUGUCUGUACACUGUAUGUGGACUGCUGAUUUGUAAAGAUGACCUAGAGAUUACUUGGGCUGCUGGCUAGCCAGUGUUAGUCCUUUACUGACGAGCCAAUUAUUAAUCAGUCGUCUUUACAGAAGCAACUUUACUGACAAGCCAAUUAUUAAUCAGUUGUCUUGACAGAAGCAACUUUACUGACAAGCCAAUUAUUAAUCAGUCGUCUUGACAGAAGCAAUGUGUUGUCCCGAACCCAAGCUAUUGUAAAAAAAAAACAACCAACUACCAAACUAUUAUUUUAUUGUCUUUUUUUUGUUGUUUGUUCUUCCUUAUUUCCUUUUUUUUUGCUUCCGCGUCAUUGUAGUAUAUUGCAAUUUAUAUCUGUGCUUUUAAAAAAAUUGACUAUUACUAAAACAUGAAGGAUAUUAGAGAUACGUAAUCCAUGUUACUAGUUAUCACAAUUUAUUAUCACCAAAAUCUGUAUCAGUUGGAGAUUGGGUAAACUCUGUUCUUAUUUAUUGUCUCUGUACCCUAUACUAUAUAUACACACAGGUGCAGUUGUUUUUUCUUCCUCUUCUAUCUCCAAGCCAUGAUUUCCUGAAAUAGCUUAAACCAUGUAAUUGUAACUGCUGCUCAUGUUUUAAACAAUUUCUCAACCAAUUUUCAAAAAUAACUAGAAUAUUAAAUAACUUAUCUACCAGAACUCUGUUACAUUGGUUGUUCUUUCUUCUAAUGUCUUUAAUUUAAAAAAAAUAAUUCCUCUUGUUUGUAUAAAAGCACUUAAUUCUGCCCUAUGUUGCACUUUUUUAAUAAUUUAAAGUGGGAAGUAAAAUACCUUUAAAGCUGGGUUAUUUGUAUAGCUUUAGAUAUUAAUUUUUUUAAAGAGAUAUUAAUUUUUUUUUUACCUUUUAAAAAAAAAAAGCCCCCAUGAAAUAAAAUACAGAAUAAAUAGUGUUAUAAAAAUAUGAAUGCAGUUAAAAUCAUCAUUGAAAUUAAAAUACAAAAUGAUUUAACUCCCUAACUGUAAAGUUAGACAUCUACUUAGCGGUACCCAACUUGGGGUUAUGCGUUUAAAAGCUGUAUCGCAAUUUGCUUAGGUACAGGUAAUUAUUGAAUAGUUGGGCUGACGUUGUUAAGACUUAAAGAAAUUAAGAUUUCAAGAAAUGCAGUCACUCUUUUGGAAUAAUUUUGCUAUGCUAAGAUAACUCGUCAAAUGAUAAUCAACACAAUAUAGAACAGGUCAGUUUUAAUUUCCAUAAGAAUUUCAAGUGGAUGUAUCCUUAUAGUAUAGUCAUGUUUUCAUUGUGUGUUAAGGAGCUGUUAUAUAGAUUACCUGCUCAUAUCUGCAGACACCAAGAGAGACUAGUUUAGUUUUGUUAUUUUUAUGUUUUGUCACUAAAUGACCAGAUUAUUUUAGUCAUGCAGGGACGGCCGCCCCAAACCAACUCUGUCCUCCAAAUAGUAACCAAAAUGAAUAAAGUAUGGAAUACCCAUCUAUAGAUUUGUACUAUAUUUUGGGACUUUUUCUUUGCUUUCAAUUAUAUAAUUGCCAUGUUUUUGUGGUCUGUGUUGUCCCAAACUGCCAAGUGGUCUACCUGUAUAGUAU
Lymnaea stagnalis (great pond snail) is the source of this 36381-nucleotide messenger RNA. Lineage: Eukaryota; Metazoa; Mollusca; Gastropoda; Lymnaeidae. The record is from the annotation of a GenBank genome assembly.